Molecule: messenger RNA, 498 nt
Organism: Phytophthora sojae
Lineage: Eukaryota; Oomycota; Peronosporomycetes; Peronosporales; Peronosporaceae
Exons: 1
Source: RefSeq, a predicted model, not a curated record
GUGGCAAGAUCUUCCAGGACUCUGUGCACCAAGCUUAGGCGGGCUUGGGUGUUCCUUCAAGUGGAGAAUCGUGGCAGGUUCUCAGUUGAAAGGCUACUGGCCCUCCACGAGUAUACCAGGAAGGUCUCGCGCGUUCGGGUGUUUCUUGUAUGCGUUGGGACUCCAUUGCCGAUGGUAGGAUUUGUACUCGCGCUCGAGUGCGCCCCCCUUCAAGACCCGAAUGCUGGAUGGGAAGACAACUACGGUCUGUGGAUACGCUGCGUCGUCAUCUGUGGUGUCAUCGCCUACACGAUGCUCGUGGAGCUGAGGAACGUAGUUGAGGCUGUGGCGAUAUCUAUUAGACAGGUAAUUCUUGUACUGAUCUGCGCCAUGAUCGGAAAUACGACGCUGUGUAUGGUUGUUGCUGGAAGUCUGGCGUUCCCGAUUCCGUUUGUGAGCGCCCUGAUGGUGCCUACACUGCUGGGAAUCGUUGCUGGGUCCCUCAGACUGGCAUUGGGC